Molecule: messenger RNA, 1437 nt
Organism: Lineus longissimus
Lineage: Eukaryota; Metazoa; Nemertea; Pilidiophora; Heteronemertea; Lineidae
Exons: 3
Coding region: 1-1437 (478 amino acids)
Molecular function (GO): nucleic acid binding
Source: RefSeq, a predicted model, not a curated record
AUGAAUCAGCCACAGCGGGUUUUCCCAGACUGCAGAUUCGGCAGAGAUUACUCAAAGUCUGUAGAGUUCUGUUCGUUUAGAGUUAACUUAGACGGUAGAAAAUUCCGUCUGACGAUCCAAGACCAACCCCUCACCCGACGAGGCAUCCUGUCCAUGGUAUCUUCGGUUUUUGACCCACUUGGCUUCCUUGCACCAUUUCUGCUGAUUGGUAAGCAGAUACUCCAACACCUUUGUAGAGAGAGCACAGGCUGGGAUCAGCCUCUUCCAAAUGAGCUUCGCCCAAAAGUUCAGAGAAUAAGAGAGUCGUCAGAACCAGGACAGUGGCGCCACAUAGCUACAGAUAUCAACCCAGCUGACCAUGCCUCCAGAGGACUGGAGGCAGAAGAACUGGAAACCUCCAGAUGGUUCAAUGGGCCUGCAUUACUGUGGGAAAAGCAACUCUCUGAGGUAAGCGGCUCAACACCUGAUCAUGAUGAAAUCUCAAACGAUGAUCGCGAGGUCAAGAAGGUCACAGCCCUAGCCACUAAAGCCACAGAGAGAACACCGAUGCUGAAGAUGUUUAACAAAUUUUCUGAUUGGUCAAGAUUACUCUCAGCCAUAUCUACACUUCGUCAGCGUUGUUUACGCAAGCUAGGUAAAGGUAUACCCGAUUUGACAGAGGUAAGAAGAGCUUCAGAGAAAUUCAUCAUCCUAUGCAUACAAAGAGAAGCCUUUGCAGACGCGAUAGACGAUCUGCAAAGAGGAGAACAUCUGCAGAAGAGCAACCAGAUCUUUAACUUGGACCCCUUCCCAGAUGAAGAUGGAAUCCUGAGAGUUGGAGGCAGGCUCAAACAUUCGAACCUGAAUUAUAGAGCCAAACAUCCAGCUGUCAUUCCCAAGAAGACUGCCGAAGCUGAGCUGCUAAUAAAGCAUCAUCAUGAAAAGACUGCACCUCAGGGCAGAGGAAUGACCAUGAAUGAGUUGAGCGCAAGUGGGUUUUGGAUACCAAGUUGCUCUGCACAGGUCUCCUCACACAUUUUCAAGUGUGUUGUUUGCAGACGUUUCAGGGGAAUCACUCAAGUCCAGAAGAUGGCUGACCUACCGAAAGAUAGAUUAGACGCCUCUCCCCCAUUCACAUACUGCGGAAUUUAUGUCUUUGGGCCAUUUGAAGUGACAGAAAGUCGUAAGACCAUCAAAAGGUAUGGACUUCUGUUCACCUGUAUGGCUUCCAGAGCCAUACACAUAGAGUUAUUGGAUGACAUGACAACGGAUGUCUUUUUGAAUGCCCUGCGAUGCUUUGACGCCCUCAGGGGCAAAGUACGCCUAAUCCGGUGUGACCGGGGUUCUAAUUUUGUAGGAGCAAGACAAAAACUGAAAGAGGCUAUGCAAGAGAUCGAUGAUGCAACCAUUCAAGCCCACUUCCAGGGCGAUUGCGAAUUCGUCAUGAACUCCCCAUAA